Messenger RNA from Strigops habroptila (Kakapo), 1523 nucleotides. It is a transcript of the gene RPF2, whose product is annotated as ribosome production factor 2 homolog. Gene Ontology annotation, molecular function: rRNA binding. The transcript is spliced from 10 exons. Gene Ontology annotation, biological process: maturation of LSU-rRNA from tricistronic rRNA transcript (SSU-rRNA, 5.8S rRNA, LSU-rRNA); ribosomal large subunit assembly. Gene Ontology annotation, cellular component: nucleolus. The record is from RefSeq and is a predicted model, not a curated record. NCBI's taxonomy places the organism in Eukaryota, Metazoa, Chordata, Aves, Psittaciformes, Psittacidae. The coding region runs from base 91 to 1047 and encodes 318 amino acids.
GGGAAGGAAGCCGAGCGCUGCCGUGUCUGUGUUGGUGUCAGACAGCCCUUGCUCCGUAAAGGAGCCGCCGUGAGCGGCUGGUGUUGGGUUAUGUAUUCCUCUCGUGUGAAAGGGCUGUCUGCAGCUGCAGGUGGAAGUACCUGCGUGAGAAAGCCUAAAACUAAGAGAGCAAAAAGAUUUCUUGAGAAGAGAGAACCCAAGCUUAAAGAAAAUACGAAAAUUGCUAUGCUCAUAAAAGGAGGAAAUGCAAACUUAACGGUGGCUGAAGUGCUUAAAGACAUUUAUGCUGUGAAGAAGCCUUUUGCUGUACUGUAUAGAAAGAAAAAUAUUACCAGGCCUUUUGAGGAUCAAACAUCAUUGGAAUUUUUUUCCAAGAAAUCAGAUUGUUCGUUGUUUCUGUUCGGCUCUCACAACAAGAAGCGACCGAACAACCUGGUAAUAGGUCGCAUGUUUGACUAUCAUGUCUUAGAUAUGAUUGAGCUAGGCGUUGAGAAGUUUGUAUCCCUAAAAGAUGUCAAGAACAGUAAAUGUCCUGAAGGAACAAAACCGAUGCUGAUAUUUGCUGGUGACAUGUUCGAUGUAAAUGAAGAAUACAGAAGACUGAAGAGCCUUCUCAUUGAUUUCUUCAGAGGUCCUACUGUGCCCAAUAUUCGUCUGGCUGGUUUAGAGUACGUCCUGCAUUUCACAGCUGUAGAUGGGAAAAUUUACAUGCGAAGCUAUAAGGUUCUCCUGAAGAAAUCUGGCUGUAAAAUACCAAGAAUUGAACUGGAAGAGAUGGGACCUUCAUUAGACCUGGUUAUGAGGAGGACACAUUUAGCUUCAGAUGACCUUUAUAAGCUGUCUUUAAAGCAACCAAAAGCCCUGAAGCCUAAGAAGAAAAAGAAUAUCUCCCAUGAUGUGUUUGGUACAACGUACGGCCGAAUCCACAUGCAGAAGCAAGAUCUUGGGAAACUGCAGACGAGGAAAAUGAAAGGGUUAAAAAAGAGGCCAGCAGAGAAGGCAGCUGAAGAUAGUGGGGUUAGUCCCAAAAAGUCAAAAUCAGCUUGAUAGUCUGGAACAGCUUUGAAACCUUUUUGUACCUUCAAAUUUGGUAUACAUACUGUAAUACAAAUGUGUUGGACAUAAAAGAUUCGGCUGCUGUUAGCUUUAAUUUUAUAAAAAAGUCUUUUUUAAUGGUGUGUCACUUUAAAGGGGACAUGGGGGUAUUGAGCUUUAACACGGAACUUGGUUAUUUAAAAUAAAAAAUGUGAUAUAACUUGCUUAGUUUUCCGAAGCUGAGUAUUUAUUGUCUUGGUGUUAAGCAAACAUAUGCUAGCCAAGCAGAUGGCUUAUUUCCCAAACAGUUUUACAGAUGCUAUGUUGGGAACCCUUGGUCAAUCAACUCAUCUUGUAAAUUCUGCGUGGGACCAGAGUAGUGUAUAUGCAUCAAUAUACACAGCACAACUUCUCUGUUCAUUUAUUGUUUAUGUAUUUCAGGUUUUGCAUGACUGCAAGACUCAAUAAACUAUAAACUCUUUUCUAAA